AUGGAACAAAGGCGACGCGAUUGUCGGGUGGAGCUAAAUGCUAAACUCGCUUUCAUUGCGGUAUCGCUGUUGUUCGGGAGAGCAGUUUGGGCACAAAUACGGUACUCGAUCUCGGAGGAACAAAAGGACGGAGCUGCUGUUGGAAAUAUCGCGAAGGAUUUGGGAAUCGAUCACAGGACACUGAAGGAUCGGGGAUUUCGCAUUGUGUCGACCUCAGGCGAGUCCAUGUUUAGUGUAAAUCAGAAUGACGGUGUCUUGUAUGUGAACGGAAAGAUAGACAGAGAGGAGGUCUGCGAGAGAAGCACUCCAUGUUUAAUUAAUCUGAAAAUCGCUCUACAAAACCCCCUAGAAAUACACUAUGUUACUGUAGAGAUACUGGAUGUGAACGAUCACAGUCCGCGAUUUCCAGAGAACGAAAAGCGGCUGGAAAUCUGGGAGUCUGCUAUGCCGGGCGCGCGAUAUCCGCUACAGGCAGCGCGUGAUCCCGAUAGUGGAGCUAAUUCUGUUCAGACAUAUAAACUCAGCCAAAACGAGCAUUUUCGCCUUGAAGUUAAAGACCGAGAAGAAGAUGGUAAAAUUCCAAUUCUUAUUUUACACAAGACGCUUGAUAGAGAAGUGAUGAAACACAUUAAAUUAGAGCUUACUGCUUUAGAUGGGGGAAGACCCCCUAAGUCUGGUUCAUUAGAAAUAUUUAUUGACGUCCUAGAUAUUAACGAUAAUUCACCUGUUUUUACCAAAGACUCUUACACAGUUACUUUGAAUGAAAACGCACCUGUAGGCACAACAAUUGUACAGGUCAAUGCCACUGAUUUUGACGAGGGUAAAAACGGAGAAGUGGUUUACGCAUUGGGGAAUAAUGUCAACAACAAUUUACGCAGACUUUUUAGAGUAAAUUCAAUCACUGGGGAAAUUAUUUUAAUGAAUCUUUUAGAUUUUGAGGUCAAGGAUAAAUAUGAAAUUGAUAUUCAGGCAUCUGACAAAGGAACAGUCCCACUUGCGACAGAUAAAAGUGUUAUAAUAAAAAUCGUCGAUGUAAAUGAUAAUUCGCCUGAAAUAGAGGUGACAUCCUUUUCAAGCGACAUUCCAGAGGACUCUAGACCUGGCACUACAGUGGCUUUAAUUAGUGUCACUGAUUUAGACGCUGGACUCAAUGGUAAAAUCUCCUGCUCAAUAUCUGAAGAUAUUCCUUUUAAACUAAUGUCUUCAUCACAAGAUAAUAUUUAUUCUUUGGUUACAUCUGGAUUACUUGACAGGGAAACUAAAUUUCAGUUUGACAUAACAAUAGUUGCAAAAGAUUUGGGACAGCCAUCAUUAUCAUCUGUUAAAACUAUAACUGUUCUGAUCUCAGAUGUUAAUGACAACAGUCCGGAAUUCACAUUUUCUCCAUAUGUGUUUUAUGUGAUGGAGAAUAAUGCUCCGGGCAAAUCUUUAUUUUCUGUAUCUGCCUCUGACAAAGACACAGGUGAAAACAGUGUUGUCAGCUAUCAGAUAUGGAGAGAUGGUGGUGCAGAAAACAAGUUUACAUCUUUCAUUAAUAUUAACUCUGAAAAUGGGGAGAUUUAUGCCCUGAAGAGUUUUGAUUUUGAAACUUCCAAAACGUUUCAGUUCCACAUACUCGCCACAGACUCUGGAAGUCCAUCUCUGAGCAGUAACGUGACAGUGAACGUGUUUAUUCUGGAUCAGAACGACAACGUUCCAGUGAUCUUAUAUCCAGUCAGCGCUAACGGUUCUGCUGAGGGUGUGGAAGAGAUUCCCCGUAAUGUGAACGCAGGUCAUUUGGUGACUAAAGUCAGAGCCUAUGAUGCAGAUAUAGGAUACAACGGCUGGUUAUUAUUCUCACUGCAGGAAGUUAGUGAGCACAGUCUCUUUGCUUUGGACCGCUAUACAGGACAGAUAAGGACCCUUCGCUCAUUCACAGAAACAGACGAGGCCCAGCAUAAACUGCUCAUACUGGUCAAAGACAAUGGGAACGUUUCCCUCUCAGCAACAGCGACUGUGAUUGUCAAAGUUGUGGAGCCCAAAGAGGCUUUUGCAGCUCCUGAUGGUAAAAACACAGUAAAAGACGAGGAGGAAAACAACGUCACAUUUUAUUUGAUCAUCACUUUGGGCUCGGUUUCAGUGCUUUUCGUCAUCAGCAUCAUCGUGUUGAUUGUAAUGCAGUGCUCCAAAUCUACAGACUAUUCGUCCAAGUAUUUACAGGACGCAAAUUAUGACGGGACUCUGUGUCACAGCAUCCAGUACAGAUCUGGAGACAAACGCUACAUGUUAGUUGGACCCAGAAUGAGUAUCGGCUCUACUAUAGCACCAGGCAGUAAUAGGAAUACUCUAGUCAUACCAGAUCGCAGGAGGAGGGAUUCUGGAGAGGUAAGAAACAAAACAGAUAUUUGCUAUAUGUUUACGGCUGAGUGA
Molecule: messenger RNA, 2409 nt
Organism: Danio aesculapii
Lineage: Eukaryota; Metazoa; Chordata; Actinopteri; Cypriniformes; Danionidae
Product: protocadherin beta-15-like
Exons: 2
Coding region: 1-2409 (802 amino acids)
Biological process (GO): homophilic cell-cell adhesion
Cellular component (GO): plasma membrane
Molecular function (GO): calcium ion binding
Source: RefSeq, a predicted model, not a curated record